Cercopithifilaria johnstoni is the source of this 1974-nucleotide messenger RNA. NCBI's taxonomy places the organism in Eukaryota, Metazoa, Nematoda, Chromadorea, Rhabditida, Onchocercidae. The record is from the annotation of a GenBank genome assembly.
AUGGGAGUAGAUUCGCCAUCAGAUGGUCGAUUAUUCUUUUCUGUCGAACGAUUCGAUUAUACCAAAGGAAUUAAAGAGAAAUUAUUGGCAUAUAAAAAGUAUUUUGAAAAACAUCCGGAUAGAAUUGGAAAAGAUGUACUGUAUCAGAUUGCGGUAAUAAAUAGACGUGCUGUUGAUACCUAUCGUAUGUAUCAAGAUGAAUGCAUUUUAUUAGCGGAGGGUAUCAAUAAAAUAUGUACGUGUGCAAAUCGACCAAAUUGGAAACCAUUAAUUUUUGAAACGGAAGGAUUGCCAAGAAAAGAACUUAUUGCUUGCUAUUUAGCAAUGGAUAUCGGUGUUGUAACACCAAAAAAAGAUGGCAUGAAUUUGGUAGCAAAAGAAAUGCUCUUAUGCAAUCCGAAUGCAGGAUUAAUACUAUCAUCAGGUGCCGGUAGUGAAGUGCAAUUUUCCAGAGCAGGAUUUUAUCAGGAAAGUGGUGAUCAGUGUUACAAACGAGUAGUUGAUCUAUAUAAUCUAGAUAGUUAUUCGGAUGCAUUUUAUCAAGCUGCUAUUCAAGACUUAACAGAACGUCGUGCCAAUAGUACCCGGUUACAUGAUUUUAUCUUAGCCAAUGAUAUUGAAAAAUGGAGCACAGCCUUCUUAGAUCCAUCUUGGACCCAUCAUGUGAUUAGAUCAAUCGAAGUAAAAACAUUGGAAGAUUUCUAUACGGUUAUGUUACAAACACGUAACGUUAGACGUCAAAUCGUGGAACAUGUCCUGAAAGGUAUUCCAAUGCGAAGUCAUUUUAUUAUUUCACUGAAGAAUGCGCUCGAUUCAUUGAAGCUAAGCUGUAAAGAAAAUACCAUACUUAAUCUAAGGACAUCAUCGGAAGAAAAUAUUGCGGAUUAUGCUAGUUUUGAUAUCAGAAAUGAAUUGGAUGAAUUCGAGAAAGAUUUAUGCUUUUUAAAAUUUAUCGAAAGUGAUAAUGUUUACAAUGUUGAACAAUUUGUUGAUACAUUGCUUGCUUAUCAUCCUAAAUCAUCAGCAGCAUUCAAAGAAGAAGUGGCAGAAGCUGUCGGUCUUCUAUAUGAUGCCGAUCAUUUUCAGUAUUUCUUCACAGAUCGCGACGGCACAUUAAAAUCAUAUUCUUGUAAUUAUCAAGCUAGUAUCCAACCAGCUUAUGCUGCUGUCAUUCAGGCUCAAUUUGCUAGACGUUGCGCUCAAACAUGUGCAAUUAUUACAACAUCACCAUUAAUUGGUGUUGGCGUAUUGGAUGUAAGCACAAUGCCUGAAGGCUAUUACUAUUAUGGUGCUUCUGCUGGACGAGAAUGGUUCAUUGAUCCACGCAAUAAAUUUCACGAUCUUAGUAUAACUGUUGAACAGUUGCAAUUUCUUGAUAAGGUGUACGAUACUAUUCAGGAACUUUUAAAUACCCAAGAAUUCAAAUAUUUUAAAUUCAUCGGAUCAGGCUUACAAAAACAUUACGGUCAUUUAACUAUUGCAUAUCAAGAUAUCUAUAAUUCGGUACCAAUAGAACAAUCCAAAGCUCUCUUAAAGAAAAUCAACGAAAUUGUAAACGAGAUAGAUGGAAUGCGACGAGAAUUGGUAGUAAAUGAGGGAAGCACCGAUAUUAAAAUAUACCUAAAGAAUUCAGAUGGAAUAACUUUUAAUAAAGGUCAUGGUAUUGCAUUAUUGGUUCAACAUAUUCGUUGCAAACUAUCCGAUGGUAAUAUUUUGGUAUGCGGUGAUAGCGAAUCUGAUUUACCAAUGGUAGAAGUAUGCUUAGGACGUAAUCCACAUAAUGUUUAUACGAUUUGGGUUACCGAACGACAAGAUUUGAAAGAAAAGGUAAUGUCAUUAUGCAGUCGAUAUGGGAAUAGAAAUAUUGCAUUUGUAUCGUGCCCUGAAGUAUUACUUGGCGCUAUGGCUCAAGCAACAAUACGUGAAAUUAGCAUUAUUAGGCCACGAAAUAAGGCAUCACGUAAAAGCAUGUAA